Molecule: messenger RNA, 1538 nt
Organism: Prosopis cineraria
Lineage: Eukaryota; Viridiplantae; Streptophyta; Magnoliopsida; Fabales; Fabaceae
Product: GABA transporter 1
Exons: 7
Coding region: 81-1475 (464 amino acids)
Cellular component (GO): plasma membrane
Source: RefSeq, a predicted model, not a curated record
CUCAUUAGGUUAUGUGUGGGGUUGUCCUGUUCUUGGACUUGUAGUUGUGAUAUAAAGAAACAGUGAAGAGGAGGAAGAAAAUGAGCUCUCUGCUUCCGACCUCCAAAGUCGUCCGCGACGGAGCAGAGAACCCAACCACAAGUUCUGUACAGCUUGAUCUCCCUCACAAGCAUGUCGCCGAUGCCGGAGCCCUCUUUGUUCUUAAAUCUAAAGGAUCGUGGGUGCACUGUGGUUACCACCUCACGACGUCCAUAGUAGCUCCGCCAUUGCUGAGUCUUCCCUACGCCUUCACGUUCCUGGGGUGGACAGGUGGCGUCAUCUGCUUGGUUGUUGCUGCUCUCGUCACUUUCUAUAACUACAAUUUAUUGUCCCUGGUCCUUGAACACCAUGCUCACCAUGGUCACCGCCUUCUCCGAUUCAGAGACUUGGCUCACCAUAUUUUAGGGCCCGCAUGGGGUCGGUAUUUUGUGGGGCCAAUUCAAUUCGCGGUCUGCUACGGUGCUGUUGUGGCGUGUACUCUUCUGGGAGGACAGUGCAUGAAGGCAAUUUACGUGGUGGCAAACCCUAGCGGGAGCAUGAAGCUGUACGAGUUUGUGUUGAUAUUCGGAUGCUUGAUGCUCAUAUUAGCUCAGCUCCCAUCGUUUCACUCUCUGAGGCACAUCAAUAUGGUGUCCCUGCUCCUCUGCCUUGCCUACAGUGCUUGUGCUACUGGCGCUUCCAUUUAUAUUGGCGACUCUUCUAAAGGCCCGCGAAAAGAUUAUUCUCUGCAAGGCGAUACGCAGACUCGUCUGUUCGGAAUCUUCAAUGCUAUUGCCAUCAUUGCCACCACUUACGGAAAUGGAAUCAUUCCAGAAAUCCAGGCAACAUUGGCGCCCCCUGUGAAGGGGAAGAUGUUCAAGGGAUUGUGUGUUUGUUACUUGGUACUUACAUUGACGUUCUUCAGCGUUGCAAUCUCUGGUUACUGGGCAUUUGGGAACCAUGCUGCUAGCCUCGUCUUAAACAACUUUGUUGAUAACGGGACGCCUUUGGUGCCCAGAUGGUUUAUUUAUAUGACCAACAUUUUCACCAUAGCUCAGCUGUCAGCUGUUGGGGUGGUUUACUUGCAGCCAACGAAUGAAAUGAUGGAGCAAGCGUUUGCGGACCCACAAAGCGCAGAGUUUUCAAUGCGCAAUGUGAUCCCCAGAGUGAUCUCUCGGUCAUUGAGUACUGCUCUGGCCGUUGUUAUAGCAGCGAUGCUUCCAUUUUUCGGGGACAUAAACGCACUCAUUGGUGCUUUUGGUUUCACUCCACUUGACUUCAUCUUGCCUGCGAUUUUCUUCAACCUCACUUUUAAGCCAUCCAAGCGAAGCCCCAUUUUCUGGCUGAACGUCAUUAUUGCUGUCACUUUCUCUGCUUUGGGAGCUAUAGCAGCCAUUGCAGCAGUCAGACAAAUAGUCCUUGAUGCUAAAAAUUACAGAUUGUUCGCUAAUGUAUAAGUAUAACCCAUUGAUGUCAUUCCUCAACGUUACUAAAUUAGUCAGUUUACUAUUCCAUUUCCA